AUGCAAGAGGAGAAAAAUAAAGAAAUUCUUUUGAAAGAUAUUGAAAAUCAAAUUCCUUAUUCAAAACCAUUUGGUGUAUAUGAUCAAUUAAAAAAAAGAAUUUUUAGAUUUAUUCUGGGAGUGAUUUUACUUGGAGUAAUUAUAGAAUCUAUUACUUUAUUAGUUGUUUAUUUUAAAGAUAAAAAAUAA
Dictyostelium discoideum AX4 is the source of this 189-nucleotide messenger RNA. RefSeq lists its product as hypothetical. Gene Ontology annotation, cellular component: membrane. The coding region runs from base 1 to 189 and encodes 62 amino acids. The transcript has 2 exons. The record is from RefSeq and is a predicted model, not a curated record. Lineage: Eukaryota; Evosea; Eumycetozoa; Dictyosteliales; Dictyosteliaceae.